AUGAGCAAUUUUGAACUACCCGAAAACUACAACUUUGAAAUAGAGAAGACACUCUGGCGAAUAAGAGAACUAUCAGCCCGGACAGUGGCCUUACAAAUGCCGGAAGGACUAUUCCUCUUUGCCUGUACGAUUGUGGAUAUCCUCGAACGUGUAAUUAUAAUGGCUGAUGUGAUCUACGGAGCCUGCUGUGUGGAUGACUUGACUGCCGAGUCCUUAGGCGUGGAUCUGCUGGUUCAUUACGGCCACAGUUGUCUGGGUGGGAUAUGUUUGGCCACUCUAGUCUCCGUCAGUCAAAUGUCGUCUGUUCGUCUGCUGUAUGUGUUUGUGGACAUUGCUUUCGAUAUUGCCCACUUGGUGGACACUCUUCAAGCCAAUUUCAGUCCCCGAGAGAGGAUUGCUUUAAAGACUUGUCUGCCUCUCUAUAAUAUUGUCCUGCCCAGAGAGAAGCCUCUUUCCUCGUGUGAAGUACUCGGCUGUACUGCCCCUCGAUUGGAGGACUUGGAUCUAAUCAUGUCAGUCCUCCACUCAUUUCCAUAUGUGGGCGAUGGAAGAUUCCACAGCGAGGCUCUCAUGAUUGCUAACCCGAGACUUCCCCUCUACAAGUUGGGUGGGUUGAUUUCUUGUAGUUACAGUCCCUAUACUCGCACACUCACACGGGAAUAUUAUGACUAUGCUCAAAUGAUGAGUGUCCGUGGGAAGGAUAUUGAAUUGGCCUCAUCCGCACAUACUUUUGGGCUAGUUCUGGGUACUUUAGGGAGACAAGGGUCACUCAAAGUGCUGCAAUGUUUGGCACAGACCUUCGAAAAGGCUCGUCGGUCGUUCGUCCUUGUGCUUAUAUCAGAACUGUCGCCCACACGAAUGGCACAUUUCGGGGAUGCUAUUGACGCGUAUGUUUGUCAUGUGCAUUCCCAGAUGGGUACAGGUUGCCUGUCCUCGUCUUUCCAUUGA
This is a messenger RNA of Octopus sinensis (East Asian common octopus), 948 nucleotides long. Its product is annotated as 2-(3-amino-3-carboxypropyl)histidine synthase subunit 1-like. Gene Ontology annotation, molecular function: 2-(3-amino-3-carboxypropyl)histidine synthase activity. NCBI's taxonomy places the organism in Eukaryota, Metazoa, Mollusca, Cephalopoda, Octopoda, Octopodidae. Gene Ontology annotation, biological process: protein histidyl modification to diphthamide. The record is from RefSeq and is a predicted model, not a curated record.